AUGGAGCACUUGUGGUGUUUUGGACUUUUACUGUUGGCGUUCUGUGUGCUGCUAGAGGUUGAAGCAAGGCCCUCUUUGCAGAAACACAAGCGCUCACGUCAAUCCUGGGAGGGGUCAUCUGCCGACCAUGUUUACAGUUAUGAUGAUGCGCCACUGUAUAGCAUUGAUGACAACCCCUUACAACAGGAUAUGUCCUACAGAAAUAUCCCUAGUAUCCCGAUUCCUCCACCUCACCCAGUAGACAGGUCCCAAAAUGAUGAGGGUAAGCAAAACAAAGACAGUAAGGAUAGUGAGGAUGACAAAAAAAUUGAUGUAAAUGGUGAAAAUAAAAGCAAGAAAUUGGAUAAAAGUCUUGAUGGAAAAGAUGAAAAUGAAAUGAAAUCACAUAAUGAUAAGUUCUAUGGCACUGGCAAUCAGAACGGUGUGUCCGAGGACAAAGACAGUGAUAAGAAAGCAGCAUUGAAUGGCAAUGAUAUAACCAAGGCAUCUGUUAACAGUGACAAGAAAGAGAAAAAAUUCAAAAUUAGCAAAGAAGGCAAGGAGAAGUCAAAGGAGGAAAAAAAGAAGGCAGAUAAAGAAGAGGUCACUGACGAGAAAAUGGAAGGAUUCCUGAAGGAAAUUUAUGGACAAAAGUAUCCAUAUGGCAUUUUUGAUGGUUCAUAUGUAAAAUUUGAAGGAAUGAGAAAAAGUGUCAAAGGAGCUAGUAAGAAAGGUUUCGGAAAAGAUUCAGACAAAAAGACAUCAAAAGGCAGAGACAGUAAAAAAUACCUAAAGAAAGCUCCAGUUGACAAACUUUUUAAGCAGGCAGAGUUAAAACAGAGCUUAAAGGAAAAUGAUGUUAAGCAAAGCGAGAGUUUCAAAGAAGCAGAUAAGCAAGACAAUAGUUUCAAGGAAGCAGAUAAGCUAGACAAGAGUUUCAAAGAAGCAGAUAAGCAAGACAAGAGUUUCAAAGAAGCAGAUAAGAAAGACAAUAGUUUCAAAGAAGCAGAUAAGCAAGACAAGAGUUUCAAAGAAGCAGAUAUGAAAGACAAUAGGUUCAAGGUAGCAAGUAAAGAAGACAAGAACAAGAGUUUUGAGGAAGCAGAAAAGCAAGACAUGAGAUUCAAGUUACAGAGUAAGGAUGAAAAGAGUUUUGAGGAAGCAGAAAAGCAAGACAUGAAAUUCAAGUUACAGAGUAAGGAAGACAAGAGUUUUGAGGAAGCAGAUAAGCAAGACAUGAGUUUCAAGGUACAGAGUAAGGAAGACAAGAGUUUUAAGGAAGCAGAUAAAGACAAGAGUUUCAAGAUAGCAGAUAAUGAAGACAAAAGUCUUAAGGAAGCAGAUAUGCUAGACAAGAGUUUCAAGGAAGCAGAUAAGCAAGACAAGAGUUUCAAAGAAGCAGAUAAGCAAGACAUUAGUUUUAAGGAAGCAGAUAAGCAAGACAAGAGUUUCAAGGAAACAGAUACAGAAUCACUGAAUAAGAACUUUGGUAAAGAUACAAAUGAGAAUGGCAUGAAAGAAGAUGACCAAAAAAUUUUAAGCAAUUCUGGGAAAAACAGCUAUGAUAAAAGUUUCAAACAAGAUAACGAGGAUGAUUUUGCAAAGUUUGGUAAAGAUGAAGAUGACCAAAUGUUAAAAAAAGAUUACAGAUUACCAUACAUCACUUUUGGAAAAUAUGAAGAUAAUAAAAGCUUUAAAGAUGAUGACAGAAAAGGAUUUAAAAAUUUCAGAGAUGACAAAGAAGAAAAUAAAAUGUUCAAGACAAAGUCAUUCAAGAAUGAUGAUGAAAAAAUGCAGGGUGAUAUGCCUAUGAAUAACCUUGGAGAGAUGAAUUUGUUUGGAGAGGAUGACACAGAAGGCCUACAGCUGAAGCCUGACAAUGGUCCUGUUAUUGAUGAAUCUGGGGACAUCAACCUUCAACGACUCACUCAGCAAGUGCAUGCUGAUGAGGAAAUAUCAAACACUGUAAAGGCACCUAUUGUAGAAAUGAAGUCAGAAAUGGAUCCUUACAGGACUCCAUUUGACUCUCAGACAAGUCCAAACCCACCCACCACCAAACCCACCAAGGUCACUCCAGUGACUGCUAUUCAGGACAGGAAGAUGAUUGAAGGACAUCUUGUAUCCAUUCCUGAAGAGACAUGCUAUGAAGAGGGUGACUGUGCCACGGGUCGAGUGUGCCUAGAGGGCGUGUGUGUCUGUGGAGGUGAUGCCAUGUGCCUUGGUCAUAAGAAGGCAGUGUGUGGGACAGACGGUCUACUUUACCCAAGCCACUGCGAACUACACCGACAGGCUUGUGUCCGGGGUCACCAUAUCAGGAUUGACCACCAGGCACGAUGCCUCAGCCACCAUGAGGAGGGUGAUGGCAGUAAGCCAGACCACCUUCAAGGCACUCUAUGUGAGUAUGAGGUACGCCAAGGUGUUGAGGCCAUUCUAUGGGGGAUUGAUGUGACUUUCACUGUCGUGAGCACAAUGGAAGAGUGCCUAGAAUCAUGCGACCAUGCCCAGGUGACUGGUCUCUGUGUAGCGUUCGAGUUCUCCUCCUCCACUGGUCAAUGUGCCCUGUAUGAAAACAAAGAGGAUAUCGUCUACAGACCUAACAUAGACAUGACCUUUUAUGACCAAGUCCGUUGCCGCAAAGAAAUAGAUCCACGCUGUGAAUUUGAAGAGGUGCGUGUUUCAGCAGAACAGGUAUUUGCAACAUGUAACAUUCGUACUCGGACUGGCCUGACUCUGGACCAGUGUAAGGAGCAGUGUUCUGGUUGCCAUGCAUUCACAUAUGUGCCCGAGAGUGGGGACUGCGAGAUCCACAACAACAAGGCCUGUACUGCCAUGCUGGAUGAGAAAGGUGUGGCACACUAUGUACAGAAAUGUGAUCACUCUGGGUCCAAGUGUGAAUACAUAGAGAUUAUUCCGGGAAGUGCCCCCUUCAUGUGCAGCACCUCGUCCACCAGCACAGAGAAUCUGGUGGAAUGUCAUGACGCCUGUGUCCUCAGUAGUUGUGAGGCCUUUAAGUACAAGAUGGACCUAUCUGGAAGCUGUGACCUGUACUUCGACAAGUCUUGUAUCAGUAUGUUGGACAAGAGGAAGGAGAACUACUACGUCCGUCGCUGUACAAAUCCAGCAGAAUGUAAGUAUGAAGAGGUAAAGAUGUCCAACAAUGACCCGUGUAGCAUGGUGUCCAGCAGCACCGACACCAUUGACCAGUGUCGAGACGCCUGUAGUGACUGUGUCGGCUUCAAGUUUGACUACCAAACUGGUGGCUGUAGUCUUUACAAUCAGGAAUCCUGUCUCCCAGACAAGAAACUCAACUUCUACAUCAUACGCUGUCCAUUAGAUGAAUCUACAAAUGAAAGGAAGGAGGAUGAGCCAAUUAACAUACAGAUGGGAGGAUCUGUGGAGAUACCACAGAAAAAGGUUACAGAGGAGUCAGGAAAUGAGGUCAUUCCUCAGGAGAACCUGGUGGUUGAGGGGGGCGCCCAGAAGCAAACAGUAACCAGUGAUGUAAAGAAAGCAGGACCUGUUGCGCCUAAGUCUGAGGAUGAACAUGUCACUUUAUCUGAGGAGGAAACUUUCUCUGAGGAGUAUGAGGAAGACAAUGAGGAAGUAGACGAAGAGGAAGAUGAGGAGGAUGAUGAGGAGGAAGACUACAAUGAUAUGACAGACCUUGAGAAGAAGAUCAUGGGAGUAAAACCUAUUAUGGAGGCAGGAGAUUCACUCUGUACUAAAGAGGAUUACGUCAAGUUUAAGGCUGAUCUUCUAAGAUACCACUGUGUUAGGUUUGGCCGUAAAGACUGUGACAAAACUCAGAUACCAAAAAAAGACUACAUUGCCACGCUGAUGUUUAGUUACUAUGAUCGUGAUAUGGAUGGAGCUGUGAAUACACAGGAACUCUGGGAAACGCAGGUCAUCAACAAGUUUGGAAAACUAUCUGACAAAUGUACCCUAGUGGACAUCAUGAAAUCUGACGACUUAAAGAAUAAUGAUGGGAUCAUGGACAAAAAUGAGUUUGUCAAGGCAUUUGACAUUCCUGAGGAAGUGAUGAAGCAAAAAGUGGAACUUAUCCCUAUUCUGGCUACCAUGGGCAAUGGUCUGGAGAUUCAGUGUGGUAUCCAUCCAACGGAGGGGUCAGAGGUCGUGUGGGAGAGACACACUAUAGAUGUGGCUAUGGUCAGCUUCCCGGACAUAGCUGUUUUUAGUGAUGGCACCCUGUACUUUGACAAUGUAGGAGUGCACCAUACUGGUAACUACACUUGUUAUGAUCGUGAUCGUCCAGGACUUAAACAGAUCCACCAACUACAUGUCCAGAUGAUUCCAAGAGUUAAGGUGUCCCCUCCCAGUCAGCUGCUUCAAAUUAACAAUGUUGAUGUGUCAAUUCACUGCCAUGCUGAGGGAAUUCCGCCUCCUAGAAUUUCCUGGGAAGUCAAUGAGAAGCCUCUACCUAAGAUACCAAACCACUUCAUUAGAUCUCACAAGAAUGGUACUCUGACAAUCUACCAUACCGACUAUAAGAGAGACACUGGUGCAUACAAGUGUAUCGCAGAGAACACAGCUGGAAGGGCUCAUGAUAUUGCCACCAUCUUCAUCCACAAACCCAACGAAACCAUGCUCAGUUACAAAAAUAUGCCCAUUCGACAGUCAGUGUACACCUUCCACAAAAGUGGUUACAAUGUGUAUGAUCCAACUGGUUGUGUGACCCAACGUAGUGUGAAGGCCAACUUUGGUAACCUUCAGUACAUCCCUGAGGAGUUGGACAAGGCACCAUCCCUGUGCGAAGACAACGGGCCUUGCUUCUGGGGUCAUGCCAUCAAUGUCCUGGACAAAUAUGUGUACAUCAGUCAGCCUAACCAGAACAGAGUUGUGGUCAUAGACUCACAGAAGUCCAUGAACCCCGUUCAGUUUAUUCAAACCGACAAGUUUCCUGUGAAACUGCACUACGUUGAACAUCUAGAUGAAGUGUGGGUGCUGUGUUGGAAUUCAGACAGAAACACAGGCUCAAAGACAAUUGUUGUUAUCCGUGAUGCCAGUAAGGACAGCAGACAUCACAUGGUGCAUACUCAACCUAUCGGGUACCGCUUUGACUUGGUACAGGACAUGUUCCUGCCACCCCAGAAUGACCUUGGCCAUGAUUUCCACUAUGGUUAUGUUAUCCACAACGAACAGCGGGGCCUGUUUAAACUUGAUUUGGAUACCAUGCGGUACACAAAGGCUGUCGACCUCAGUAAAUUUGACUGUGUCCCCCAGAAAGUGGCAUUCAUCCCUAUAGGUGGCCAUGUUGUUGUGAAAUGCAUCAAGAGGAUGAUGGAUGACACCCGUACUCUGCAGAUCCUGAUGGACUACGUCACUGAUGUUCCUUUGGCCAACAUUACCAUGUUUGGUACUCCAUAUGUGUCACCUGAUUCUCGCACCAUUGUUACGGUGGAUGAGGUCACUGGCAAGGUCAGAGUGGCUACUAUUCAGGAAGAUGGUCAGAUCAAGAAGGGUGUUGAGGUGAGUGUGGCUUCCUCCAUCAGUGAUGUCACCUUCUUCCCAUCUCAGGUCAACACAGGAUAUGACCUCUACCUGACCUCACAGGACCAAGCUGAAGUCUUCCAUGUGAAUCUGAUUAACGGAAAAGUUACGACCAUCAAAGAUGCCGAAGAUCCUAGAACUGUACGAGUAUGGCCAUGGUCCCAGGCAACACGCUCCAUAGUGCAUGGGAAUGUGUUCAGUGAAUUCCUUGCUACACCAUCGGAGUCAUCACUGGUCAUUGUUAAUGGACGUGACAUGCAUGUACACUGUAAAUUUACAGACUUAGACAGCCCCGAUUCUGUCCUUUUCUCUGUAUCACACCUCGGCUGAACAUCUUGUAAUCUCAAUACUAUUUUUCUAUACACUUAUUAUGAAACAUAAAUCUAAUUUUAUUUCAGAAUACCACAAAAUAUGUAGGUAAUAGCCUUGUGCUAAUUAUUGGGUACAAAACAUUUUCUGCGUAAUAAGAUAUUGCCUGAAAUAGCUGUACAAAGAGAGGAUCCAAGGAGACCAGGCUUUGAAGGGUGCAAAAAUGAUCACAAGUCUGUCAGCUAAACUUCAUUCUAAUCCCAUGUGUGUUAUUGAAUGAUUAAUGGAAAUAUUAUUUUCCAUGAAAAUAAUAACAUUUUGAAACUCAGUUUAAUUAGGUAGUUAAGAGAAAUAUCCAUUACAUGAUAAAAAUUUGAUAUUAUCAGAAUGGUAGAACUGGGUAUCCUCUGAUUCUACAGUAAACUUGUCAGUCCCUGGUCUAGGUGGAUUCUUCGUUUCUUUUACAUGGAGCUACAGGCUCUUCAUGAAAAGUUAUGCUAGUCAAUAGAACUUAACACUAGUCAA
This is a messenger RNA of Ylistrum balloti, 6321 nucleotides long. RefSeq lists its product as uncharacterized. Bases 1 to 5817 code for a protein of 1938 amino acids. Gene Ontology annotation, cellular component: plasma membrane; axon. NCBI's taxonomy places the organism in Eukaryota, Metazoa, Mollusca, Bivalvia, Pectinida, Pectinidae. Gene Ontology annotation, biological process: cell-cell adhesion; axon guidance. Gene Ontology annotation, molecular function: protein binding. The record is from RefSeq and is a predicted model, not a curated record. The transcript has 20 exons.